AUGUCCAGAGUGGUGAGUGCCUUAGAUUACAGUAGUUUAGUCCCUAAAUCUCAUGGAAUUGUGAUUAAGUCAAGACCCCAACCUACGUCAGACAAAUCAUCAAGUUGCAGCAGACAGAGCUCUGUCAAAUCAACCUCAAGUAAGUAUUUGCGUAACUCUGCAUCUGUCAGCUCUGUCCCCAAUCCAACAUUGUCCUCAAAGGAUAUUGAAGAGGCUUUGAUUCAGAAGAUGGCUACAAAAGAAGAUGAACUUAAAAAAGCGUUUCAGACGGUUGACAUUGGUCAGACCCUAAAAGUCACCAAAGGUGAAUUUAGAAGAGUGAUUGAAACAUUCAUCUUCCCCCUAACACAAGAACAAUUUGAUGAUGUCCUGGCAAAGAUUCCAGGCACAAGCAAAGUUAGCGUUCCUUAUUUUGAGUUCUUGUCAAGAUUUGCUAAGCCAUUCAGGAGUCUUUGCGCAAAGUGGACUAGUAAUGGAGAAAUCCAGUCAAGGACAUUAAGUCAGCUGGAAUGCCUCUUAAGGGAAAAGAUUUCCAAGAAGCUGAGACAAUUUAUGAGGACAUGUAGACUGUUUGACUACAAUCAAAAUGGGCAGAUCCAGAGACAUGAGCUGAGACGAAUUCUUGAGGUCAAUUGCUUCAAGAUGGCGGAUUGUGAGUACGAUAAACUGUGGAAUCGGUACUGUAUUUCUAGGACAAAUACACUGAAUUAUAAAGAGUUUUUGCAGUAUCUUGGCAUAAAUUUGGAUAAAAAAAAGAAAAGAAUCAUGGAACGUCAAGACUCAGUGCUGGACCAAAGUUAUUCACCAGACGAAGAGAAAAGCCGAACAAAACUACACUCACCUACUACUGCAGGAUAUAAUUUGACAAAAAUCCAUCUAGAUGGCGUUGCAAAGGAUUUUAGAGAGAAGGUGUGUGCAGUCUAUCAGGACCUUGUGAAAGCCUUCAGAGCAUUUGAUGUUGGUCGCUCUGGAUUUGUCUCUUUGGAAUAUUUAAAAUCAGUCCUUAACACUUUUAUAUUUCCCAUACGAGCUGAUGUUUUUCAAGAGAUGAUGAACAGAUUUGGAAUAAAAGUGUCGAAAAGUAUGGCUUGGGAGAGAUUUUUAGAUAAGUUUCAAGACCCCAUUAUAUUUGAAUAUCACCACCCAUCUGCUACAAGAAAACACCGGCGAAGAAGAGAGUUAGAUGAAGCUUUUGCAAGUGACCGUAUCCUCCUAAAGCUGCACGGACAUAUCCACGAUGCAUAUGUAUUACUGAAGAAAGCCUUCCUUAUGCUUGACAGAAAUCAAGAUGGAAAGAUCACAAAAAAUGAACUCCGUCGGAUUUUAAAUUGUAUCAUGUUCCAAAUAACUGAUGAUGACUUUGAUGAACUAAUGAAAAUCAUUGAUCCAGAGGACACUGGGCAGAUUAGCUACAAUAAAUUUUUAAACCUGUUUGAAGAUAAGGAUGUAAUAGGAGAUUCCAAAUGGAUUAACAGUUCAACGAAGGCGAAAAAGCCAUAUGCUGCCCUGGAAGCCUGGAAUAUUGCAGAAGAUGUUCUAACCGAGCAAAUCAAGGGAUACUGGAAUGAAUUUGACAAAGCUUUGCAAGCAUGUGACCCUCGAAGUACAGGUGUUAUUAGUAGAAAUAAUUUCCGAAAAGUUCUUCAGGUCUACUGUCCCUCAUUAACCGAUGACCAUUUUAUUGCGCUAUAUCAGAAGUAUCAAGAUAAUAACACAGAAGGGGUCCUCUACAGAAUGCUUUUACAUAGUUUAGGAGUUGCUGAUCUGCCAAAGGAAUUUAUGGCCAUGGUAAACAGCACUUUGCCCCACAGAAGUCAGCAGAGAGAAGAAAAAAGGCAGAUGGACCUUUCAGAGAGAACGAAACAGAUUGAAGAUUGUACUAACGAAAACACCAGGAACAGUGCUGUUGAUGCAGUAAUUGAAAGACUAAGGGAUGGUAUCCUGCAUCGGGACGCUGGCCUCAGAGACUGUUUCCUUUCCUAUAAGAAGCAAGCUGGUGGAAAAUUGAGUAAAACUGAUUUCCGCAAGUUAUUGGAAGAUAUUUGUAUGCCCUUGGAAGAUGAUCAGUUUAAUCUACUCAUAGAGAAAAUAGGAUUCCCAAAUGGAGGGCUGAGUUAUCUUGAUUUUGUGGCAAUAUUUGAAGAUUCCAGACUGACUGGACGUGGACACGGUACACAACAGCAAAUAAACAUCAGCAAGUGUCACUUUGUUUCAGCUGAAGAGUGCCUUAGCCAGUUUAGUGAUAAACUGGUGGAAGAAUACGGGGACCCAUACAUUGCCUUCCGUAAAACAGACAGAAGCCAUCAUGGUAUAGUCAACAUGCUGGAUUUCCGAAGCCUCCUGGAUACCCUUUUUAUUAGCAUAACAGAUGAAGAAUAUACACGUCUGCUUGGUCUCUUGGGUAUGAAUGUGACAUCUACAUUAAACUACCCAGAAUUCCUUCACUUGUUCCAAGAACAUGCAAAUAAAGAGACACGCCCUUGGCUAGCCCCAUCUAACAAAUCUAAACAGAUAACUGCCGAUGUGGAUCUAGCUUGUGAACAAGCUCAUCACUAUCUUAGUAUCAAAGCACAAAGCAGAUGGAAUGACCUAGCCAUGUUUUUCCGUGAAUAUGAUAGUGAUGGAAAUAACAUUGUUCUGAAAAAGGAUCUGAAAGAUGUCCUGUACAGAGGUGCCAUUCCCUUAAAUCCAAAAGAAUAUGAUAAACUCUGGGCAAGGUAUGAUGUGGACUCAAAAGGCUAUGUUACUCACCAAGAGUUUCUACAGAAAUUGGGGGUGCAGUGUACACCUCCUAGCACUGGACUCAACAAACAGUUUACGGAAGACAACUGUGUACCCUUUAUGAAGCAUUACAAAAAGGUAGAAAGGAAACGAACAGACAUCGGUGAGAUUAUAAAUAAAAUCAGGAAAAAAUACCAGGAUUGCUCCCACGAUUUCCACAAGGCCCUUUUGCAGCAGGAUAGCAAUAGAGAAGGCUGCAUAACAGUGGGCAACCUGUGCAAGGUGCUGGAAAACUUCGACUUUUGUCUGGAAUAUGAGGAGUACAGUGAACUUCUAUACAGAUUGGGCAUUAGCAUUCAGGACAACAAGCUCUCAUAUUUUGAUUUUCUAAGAGCAAUUGGUGAUCAAGGAGCAUUUAAAAAGAAAAAGCGUGUCCUGCCACCUGUUCCACCCAUCAGCUUCAUGCAACUCGGCAUAGAUGAAGCCAUGAAGAAGAUAAAACAGAUAGUUACAGAUUCAUGUGAUUUGUUAUACAAGGCCUUUUCUGCUUUCGACAAGGAGGAUACAGGGACAGUUUUAGCCAAGGAUUUCCGGCAGGUGCUUCACCACUUCUGUUUUACGCUAUCAGAGAAGCAAUUCAACCAUCUCCUCAGACUUCAGCGGCUUCGUGGUGAGCACUCCGUAGACUGGAAAUAUUUCCUGCAAAAAUUCAACUUCUUCUCAGAGACUGAGAGAGACCGUAUGAAAUUUGCCUGUGGGGAUCUGACGAAUCAACAGGUAUUCGACCGUAUACGAGAAGUAGUGAGCACUCGUUUUCAGGCCAUUGAGCAAGACUUUAAAAAUGCAGAUUGUGGAAAGACAAAUGUCGUGUCAAAAGAAGACUUCAGAAAUAUUUGCCACCGGUGGUUUAUGCUUCUGACUGAUCAGCAGUUUGAGAGUCUCUGGAAUACUGUCCCUCUUGACCUUAGUGGGAAAUUGAAAUAUCCUGCAUUUUUGAGGAAGUUCAAUACUGAAGCAUCUGCAAUGCCUGAUACUCCCAGUGCAAACCAUUUUGAAGGCCCUGAAAAGCCUGCAAUGCUAGCUGAACCCGCAUCACAGUUGCCUUCACGCCCCAGAACAGCUAGGUCUCCAUCAUCUCCAAACAAAAUGCCAGAUGCCAGCAGGCCAUGUACUGCAGCAGUUCAGAGUUCACCUAUUCUGAACUGCAAACCAAUUGAAAAUAAACUCCAAAAAAGUGUUCAACAUUGUUGGAAAGAUAUGUUGAAGGAAUGCCGAGAGAAGGAUGUUGACCGCCUGGGAGAAAUCCCAACAGAAGAUUUCUUAACUAUAGCAGAGAAAUUUCAUUUGAAUAUAACCAAAGAAGAACGUAAGCAACUCAUAACAAAAUAUGAUUUUAAGAGUGUUGGUAAAUUUGCAUACUGUGACUUCUUACAAAGCUGUGUGCUGUUGCUUAAACCACAAGAAACAUCUCCUCUACAAAGGAUUGUAAUCCAAAAUCCACGAAUCCAGAAACCCUGUGGACCACAAACAGCAACAUUUUUCAAUGCAAUGAUGAGGAUUCAGCCUCAGAUUCUGCACUGCUGGAGGCCAAUGAGACGAACUUUUAAGAUGUAUGACAAAAGCGGGAAUGGACUCCUCAGCAUUCAGGAUUUCCGACAGGUACUCCGAAAGUAUAGCAUCAAUCUGUCUGAAGAGGAGUUCUUUCACAUCUUGGAAUAUUAUGACAAAGCAUUAACUUCCAAAAUCUCCUACAAUGAAUUCCUCAGAGCAUUUCUGCAGUAGAAAGAAGCGCUAUCUCCAGUCUUGAGAGAUCAG
Euleptes europaea (tarantolino) is the source of this 4536-nucleotide messenger RNA. It is a transcript of the gene EFCAB6, whose product is annotated as EF-hand calcium binding domain 6. Gene Ontology annotation, cellular component: nucleoplasm. The record is from RefSeq and is a predicted model, not a curated record. Gene Ontology annotation, molecular function: calcium ion binding. The coding region runs from base 1 to 4503 and encodes 1500 amino acids. The transcript is spliced from 30 exons. NCBI's taxonomy places the organism in Eukaryota, Metazoa, Chordata, Lepidosauria, Squamata, Sphaerodactylidae.